AAGCCGCCAAGGCCUGCCGUGCUGUUCCCAUCCCACACCAACAACGCAAACGCACCACCGCCGCGAGGCCCCCCCAUCGCUCCCGGUACACGAAAUCAAAGCCGCCGAAAACUAGUGCUGAUUUAAAUUCCCGCGACGACUCCGAGCACUCGCCAUCGCUUUCUGCUCCGCUCUGGUUGCGUUGCAUUGCGGGUGCGGCUGGAGUACUCGACGACGCCAUUAUUAACCAACCAUCUCCCCGGCGCCCUCCACCUUCCCUUCCCCACGCGCGAGACGGACACACCUCUCUCGCUCUGCACUGCACAGCAGCUGCUCUGUUACAGGGACCGACCGAUCCCCUCCUUGGCUGGCCCUGGCCAUGCAGCGGCGACCAGAGUUCAGCUUCCCGGGCUCGCCGGCGCGGGGGCUGCCGCCGCGGCCGCCGGCGAACCCGAUGGCGCCGCGGUACGGGGACGAGGAGGUCCGGUGGCUGCAGGCGUCGCCGCAGGCCUCGCCGGAGAUGGACUACAGCUCCGGCGGCUCGGGCACGCCGUCGCCGCAGCUGUGGGCGCACCACCACCAGCUCCACCGGCAGUACCCGGCGUCGGCGGGCAGCUCGCCGUCGCGGGCGCAGGCCAUCGCGGGGUACCGCCGCGAGAUGCUCGACCUCGUCCGCGGCCUCCCGGAGUCCGCCUACGAGCUCUCGCUCCGCGACAUCGUCGAGCACCCGUCGCCCCCGUCCCCUCCCCACGCCCCUACCAACCCUCUGCCGCCGCCUACCACCGCCGGACCACGCGCGAGUCGCGCCGUCCCCGUCCCGGCGCAGGAGAAGGGCGAGUCCGCCGGCGCCAGGAAGGACGCCGUCGCGGCGGCGGACGCCGAGGACGGCGGCGGUAGCAGGAAGCAGGGAGGCUCCAAGGGCAAGAAGCAGGGGAGGAAGCAGAGGACGAUGCGGAAGCAGCGGAGCCGGAGCCUGGACCGCAGCGUCAGCCUGGACACCGGCCUGCUCAUCAAGCUCUUCCUCCCGCUCUCCCUCGGCGGCAAGAAGAAGGUCUCGCCCAAGCCCGACGCCGCCAAGGACAGCAAGAAGAAGAAGAGGAAGGAGAAGAAGGAGGCGGCGGUGCAGGAGGAGGAGUGGUGGACCAAGAGCGAGUUCAGCGAGGCCGGGAACAGCAGCCGGACCAGCAGCAGCAACAGCAACAGCAGCGCCGCCAGCCUCAGGAAUGCCAAUGGCGCCGCCAAUCCGAGAGCGCCGGACAGGAGCUGGAGCAGGAAGCGGACCGGGUGCUACGCUUUCUUCAGGGCGAACAAGGGCAAGAAGAACGAAGCCAACCAGGACUAGAGCUAGUGAUGACGACACGGCCUCUCCAUGAAACACGGAAAGAAGAAGUGUUUCUCCGGUGAAACGUUGGUGGUGGUCGUAGCCAUCAGCAGCGGCGUCACGCAUGCAGCUAGCACAAGGAAGCUCGAGCAAGCAGCAGAUCUCCAUACUGCCGUACCGUACCCUAAAAUUGAUGCUGUUCAGUGCCUGGUUUCUGCACACGAGUAGUGGCGGCUCCGGCAUCGUCGUCGUCGUCGUCCUUUUCCUUUCUGUUCUGGCAUGUGAUCUUCAUGGUAUAAACAGAGAGGACAUGCCAUGUGUAGCGUACAAUAGUUUUGACUGGUUCGCACAGCUCGUACAGAAAUACUGUAUUGAUAUGGACGGCACGCCGGAGGCAGUGACACCAAUGGAUUAAUACUUGCAAUAUUUUCCUGACUCGGUCACAUUCUGCACUGCACUGUACUGAGAAGCUUCAGUUGCUACUGUACAAAUCUUUGUGAAUACUAGAAAACAGAGGUUGUGGAUA
This is a messenger RNA of Zea mays, 1826 nucleotides long. RefSeq lists its product as uncharacterized. The record is from RefSeq and is a predicted model, not a curated record. The transcript is spliced from 2 exons. Lineage: Eukaryota; Viridiplantae; Streptophyta; Magnoliopsida; Poales; Poaceae. The coding region runs from base 359 to 1321 and encodes 320 amino acids.